Aspergillus costaricaensis CBS 115574 is the source of this 663-nucleotide messenger RNA. RefSeq names its product Diaminopimelate epimerase-like protein. Gene Ontology annotation, molecular function: hydro-lyase activity. Lineage: Eukaryota; Fungi; Ascomycota; Eurotiomycetes; Eurotiales; Aspergillaceae. The record is from RefSeq and is a predicted model, not a curated record. The transcript has a single exon. The annotation marks the transcript as partial.
GUGGUCAUUGAUGUUCCGUCUGGCCGUGUGGCAGCGCAUGUUACUAUGAAAGAUGGAGAGCCAGCACAGGCUUACUUUAUGAAUAUCGCCAGCUUUCCGAUAGAGAAGGGACUAUCUGUGAAGAUCCCUUCUCGUAAUGAGGAGAUCCGUGUUGAUUUGGCUUUUGCCGGUGCUGUUAUGGCUUCAGUGAGUGCUGCUGAAUUGGGUCUUGAGGUCAAGCCGGGUAAUGCGGAUGCAUUCAUCAAACUUCAGCGAGAGAUAAAAGCAGCACUUGGUGAUAGGGCAACCUAUCUCGAUUAUGAGUUGUACGCAGUUAUCUUUUUCGAGGACGAAAGGAACCAUCCCGAUUACCGGAAGACAAUUGUCCAGAGGAAUGUUACUGUCUAUGGUGAUGGUCAGAUUGAUCGGUCCCCUUGCGGCUCUGGCACUUGUGCGAGAAUUGCCCUCCUAUCUUCGGAUGGUCGGCUUCGAAAGAACCAGAAACUUUUACAUCACUCCAUUAUCGGGUCGGCUUUUGAAGCGGAGAUAGAGUCCUGGGGUGGUUCCCAUGGGGACUUUGAUUCCUGCAAUGUGCUUGUGAAGGGCCAGGCACAUCUGAUUGCGCAGUCGCGGUUCUUGAUUGACGAGGAAGAUCCCCUCUCUCCUGGGUUCAUUUUGCGUUAG